AGGAAAAACGAGAAUGGAAAGAAUGGAAAGGAGAAGAAGGCCGUUCGCCGACACUGGUCAGCCAGUAUACGCCAGUACAUCGAACAGUACGACGAUCUUAAAAUCGAUAAUCGUUCCUAAUCCUAAUUCUUUAUCAUUAAUCGACGAUAAUUUAUAUAUGUAUACGUAUAACGUGUGUGUCGAUAAAUAAUUUCGUUCGUCGCAUUGAUUUGUUCGUUCGUCGCGUCGAUUCGUUCGUUCGUACGUAUAAAAAUUUACGAGAUAUUUCCAAUAGAUAUUACGGGAACAAAUCAACGAGAAUAAUAAUUUACAAUUCUCGAAUAAAUGAUCUCAUGGUCUGCCACGAUGUCGUUGAAACGGAUAUCAAAUUAUGUCCUUGCAACAUGGCUGUUGACCACGGUCGGGGCGAUUACCGUGUCCAUAGACCGUUCUGAUGUUAAAACUUCACCAACACGAUCGUCAAUGAUCGCCAAUGGAUGGAGACCACUGGCAAAUGGAUACGAAGAUACGAUUGGUACUAACGUAAAGCCGGCUAAUCAUCUCGAGAGAAACGCACAGCAGCCUCUUCCUCAUCCUCAUCCUGUAUUAGGUAAACUUCAAGAGCACAUGAUCAAGUCGGAAAAACUGAAGCCUCAAAGGAACAAAAACAAGCAGGGUUCUACGUCGAAUCAAGAUUACAGUCCGCCUACUAUACUCGGUAGUUUCACAGUUUUUGGUAAUGCCGCGGCUAAAGCACGCGGUGAAGGACAAAAAGUUUCACAACAGAGCCACGGUAAUAACGUUAACAAAUACGUUGCCAGUGAAACAAGGGAUUAUACUUUUUUGAUACCACCGCCCAAGGACGCAUAUCGUUUUGAACAUUCUGAACCACCGCGCAAAGUUAUCAGGGAUAAUAGUUAUUCGAUCGUUAACGAUUUCUUAAGACAACCGGCAUACGUACCACCACAGGCACAUCAAAUUGUACCAGAUGCAGUAAGAGCUGCCACUUAUUUUAUCAAGGGAUACACAUCAACUACUAAUCCAGUUCCGCCAACCCCAUCGAAAAAUAGACCACCAACGUCCUAUUACAACAAUGGUUAUCCUGGUGUACCUCAACUUCUUCAACCACCGCGACAUCAAGCUAAACCAUUCGAAUCUUUAAAAAUAUCUGGCAAUGCCAAACCAUAUCUUCAACCACCUGGUACCGAUGUAAACGUCGAUUUUGUUAAAGACGAUAGGAUCGUCGAACAAAAACGUCGUCCAAAUUAUGACAGAUAUCAGCCACAAAUACAUACGUCUAAUGGUAAUUUUUAUACCCAAGUGAAUCAUCCUAUAAAUCAUUAUAAAACAUCAUACGAAAGAGAUCCGGCUUAUCUUGUACACGAGAGUCAUGAAGUUAGCUACGUGACACCGUCCUCGAUAUAUAACGAAUAUAAUUUUAGACCGUCGGUACCCUAUGACACAUUAUUACCACCCGAAGUUUAUUCCACUUCUACGAUCGGUACAUCGUCUACUACUGUAGCACCUCAAGUUCAAGAUCAAUCGUCGACAUACGUUCAUACGAAUGACGUUGUACGUGAUAUCGAUGAUUAUUAUAAAAAUUCUCAUAGUACUACGGCAAGCAUCAAACAGAACGACAAUCAUGGUGAUAUUUUAUCAACCUCGGGUAUACCCAAUACUUAUUAUGUAUCUGAACAACAAGAUUUAACUCCUCCACCACCAUCUUGGCCAUUAUCAAAAAAUAAAUAUCCAUCCGAUAUAAACGAGGUAUUACCAAGGAUAAAUCCACCGAAUAAAUUCACUUCCAAUAUUAUACAACCUAGUCAACUUCCUCAAGUUCCAAAAAUGGUUUACGUUAAUCCUCAAGUACAUCAAUAUCAAAGCUCGGUCGUACCCAGCCAGCAACAAGAUUAUGAAACGCCGGAGAGUAUAUCGUUGAAACAUUUCAAUGAGCAACAGUUUAUCAUUCAACAACAGCUUGUACAACGUGACAGGCAACGUCUUGCCGAACAGGAACGUCAGCAACAACUCGAAAUUCAAAAACAACAGCAAGAGGAAUUGAAGAAACAUCAAGAGGAAUUACAGAAAUUGAUUAAACAACAAAAGGAGAAAGAUGAGAAUGGUGGUUCUUUUAUCGAGAAAAAUAUUACAGAUCAAAUUGAAUUCUCCAAGAUCAAUAAUAACAGAGAAAGACCUUAUUCAAUCGAAUUAUCCCAAUACGAAAUCCCUAGGGUUACUUCUCAAUCGCCUAACAUCUACAACGAACAAAAUACUUUCAUAGAGCAUAAUACGUCACAUGGAUCGCAGAUUCAACAACAACCGGAAUCAGAUGGUGUACCAUUAAAGACGAGCUUUGAAAAUCAGGAAUAUCAAACGCAAUACGUUCAACAACAACAACAGCAGCAGCAGCAGCAGCAGCAGCAGCAGCAGCAGCAGCAGCAGCAACAGCAGCAGCAGCAACAGCAACAACAGACAGAUUAUCAUAAGGAAUUGAAUAAUCAGCAACAGGAAUAUAUUAAUUAUCAAGAACCUGAAUUGCAAUCUCAAAGACAACAAAAACCAUCGCGUGAUCAAUAUAGAAGAAAGAAACCUGGCGUUACAAAUACAAGUCCUACAGGUUAUGAGAAUAUAAUUACAACUGAGAUACCUACUGAAUCACCGGAAACAUUCAUACCUUAUACUUUCCCUGUCGAAGAAGUAUCCGUACAUACGACUAUUUCACCGGAAUCUGUAACUUUCCCAAGUUCCCCAAGUACAACUCAAAGAUCGAGAACACGUAGGCCAGGAUUAUCGGGUCAACGUAGAAGACGUCCUUCGACUACGACGACUACGACGACUCAAGAACCUAUUACUUUAACUGAAGGUGCAUACUAUGAAAAGUAUGAAGAUAUACAACAGCAACAGCUUGAUCCCAAUAGACGUAGACGUAUCAAGCCGAGUUAUCAAACGAACGAGGAAACACAUUUCGAGAGACGACCGAACAUACGGAAACGUCCUGGUAAUCGAGUUAGGGUUAACCACGGAGAGCCCUAUGAAGCCGAAAUCGUUACUGAAAUUAUUCAGACUCCUGUGAAUACGUACAAGGGUAAUACCGAACAACAUUCUGAGAAAUAUGUCGAGGAUAACAGAUAUACAUCGAACUUACCCAACAACCAAUACUUCGACUACACAUCCGUUGGUUCUCAAUAUACCGAUGACGAUCAUCGAGAUUAUACUACCGAAAUUAUUCAAUCGGAAUACCCAACCGAAUUAACGAGAAGUAAUAACACCGAGGAUUCUCAACGUAUUCACGAUCAUAAUCAUCAUCGAACAAAUCCAAAUGUCGUCACGAAUAUUCCUCUCGAGGAUUUGUUCGUUAAGACCGAUGGAUAUUAUUUCGAUAAAGGUAUAACGACGUUGCCUACGGCAACUACAGGUACUAAGACAGCAACAAUAACAACAACAACAACAACAACAACAACAACAAGUAAUAUAGCUAGUACUACUACUAGUACAACUACUACACCACCACCAUCACUGUCACCAUCGCCACCAUCUACGACAACUUCGAUCGUUAAAACUGCUGUUACCCAACCAUCUCACGUUUCUUCAACUACGUCAAGACUUAAAAUACGACCAAUGAGAUUUGGUAAUACAACCAGACCGAGAUUCAGUAUUAAAGAUUAUAAAAGUCGAAUGGAUUAUAAAAAUAGAUUGUCGCAAAUCACUGCUACUACUACCACCACCACUUCUACUACUAUGGAACCUCCUAAUCAGAUAACCCAAUCUAAACAAAGGCUCUCCAAUUUGAAAUCUCAACAGAACAAUGAAUACACAGGAAACAGAGAUACUACUGGUAGAUACAAAUAUAUGUCUAGAACGAGUUACAGAACUACAACUGUUACACCGACCAAUGAAUCAGAAAAUAAAUUAGAAAGUGAACAUAAUCCAUCAUCGUCGUCGACUACUACCGAACGAUCGACCAAUAGAUUCGUUCCUAAGAGAAGACCGAUAAGUGGUAAUCUUUAUCGUAGUAGAAUUUCUGCUACUACGAAUAAUCCUAAUCGAUCUCAACAACAACAACAACAGCAACAAGAGCAAAUUGAUAAUGAAAACAAUUCGAAAUAUAGUACAGCCAGACCAGAAAACGUUUUCUCAUCCUCGGUAAGACGUAGACCGAUUAACAAAAAUAGACAAUCAGUUUAUAAGGAAUCAUCUAAUUCCGCUUAUCGUGAUUCUAAUAAUAAUAAUAAUAAUAAUAAUAAUAAUAAAGAAGAAUUGGCAACGGAAAUGGCUGCUGAAGAAACGAGUUUCUAUUCGGCCGUUACAACUUCGGCUACGUCGAACAGACAAAAUGAUAUUCUCAUUGAUAAAGACGAGCCUGUAUCGUCAAAUCUUUCGUUGAAAUUUAACGAGGAAAAUAAUCCGAUCGAUGGGAAAUCUGAUUUAAUGGAAAUCAUAAAAGAUAAGAAUGAUACCAUUCGGAUCGAUGUUUCCAAUGACGAUCAGGAUACGACGAUUGUUGUACUUAAUGAAAAUAAAGACGAUAAGACAUCGAUAGAGAAACAAUACGAAAGUACAACGCGUUUCGAUGUACCCACCGACGAAGAAGAAUUAUUUGCUAAAGCCUCGCAAAGCGUUGCCGAUCUUACAAGUUCGGCUUCUGCUCUUUACGAUAAACCUGGCAUGUUCAAGGCCGUAUCACCUGAGAGUAGAGUAAUAUCACCACAUUUCAAGAUAACCACGGACGAACCUACAUUACCAAUCGAGGCCUUCUUUCAGGAACUUUCUAAAAAGAAUUGAAUGAACUUUCGUUAUUCCAUGAGAAAAUUAAACACUUUUAUGGUCGACAUUAACAAAAAUUAAAAAAAAAAAAAAAAAAAAAAAAAAAAAAAAAAAAAAUUAAAAAGAAAAAAAAAUAGAAAGGGAGAGGAGAGAGAGAGAGAGAGAGAAGAUUUAUUUAUUCGACCAAAUUAUAUUUCACGUUCAAUCGCGUCUCGCUCGAUAAUAGGCAAGUUUUAUUAAAAAUUAAUAUAAAAAAAAAAAAAAAAGAAAAAGAAAAAAAUAAGAAAAAAGAAAAAAAGGAAAAAAAAAUUAUUCCAAUUGUGUGCGUGCGCGUGUGACAACAAUUAAACGACUCAUUUUGUACGAUAAAUUAGAAAGAAAUCUUUCACGCUAGAAAAGGAAACUAAAAGGGAAAAGUUGAAACUUUUUAACAAUUGUUUAUCAAAAAAAUAAAAAAGAAAAAUUGUCUGUGAGCGUAGAUGUAUACAUAUAUAUAUAAAUAUAUAUAUAUAUAUAUGUGUGUGUGUGUGUGUAUAAAAAAAAAGAGAAAAAACA
Molecule: messenger RNA, 5298 nt
Organism: Vespa velutina
Lineage: Eukaryota; Metazoa; Arthropoda; Insecta; Hymenoptera; Vespidae
Product: putative mediator of RNA polymerase II transcription subunit 26
Exons: 5
Coding region: 325-4761 (1478 amino acids)
Source: RefSeq, a predicted model, not a curated record